CGAUCAAUAAUAAUUUUUUAUGAAAUAGUAAAUUGACUGUUCGAUUGAAUGCUUACACAGUGUAGUGUAGAAGACAACUCUCAGUUUUACAGUCCAGGCAUUCGAUACUGAUAGUCCGCUAUACAUGUAAGUGCAAUAAAAAAAAACAAUGGUAAAUCCAAAAAAAAUAGCGAUUGUUGGAGCGGGUAUUGCGGGAAUCAAUACAGCUUUAGAACUUCAAAGAUUGUAUCCUGACUUCGAAUUGACCAUCAUCGCCGAUAAGUUUAACAGCGAGACGCUAAGCGACGGAGCUGCUGGCUUAUUUCGACCUGAAACUUACUGUUUCGGUCCAAGUUUUGACAUUUCUCAGGAAUGGAUAAAUGAUGCUUAUAACUUUUAUAAGAAUUUGUUGAACACCGAACCGUGUGGCAUUAACGAAAUAUCGGGUUACACAUUUUCAAAGAAAAAAGAGUUUACUGAAAACCAUUAUUUAAAAAAAUGUUUGCCAACGUACAGAGACGCUACUGACGAGGAACUCUUGCAACAUUCGACAGAAAAUUCUAUCAAAGAAUACGGGUCAUUUUGUACGUCAAUAGUUAUAGAAUGUAAACGGUUUUUACCUUGGGCACUUAAAAAAAUCACCAACAACGGCGGCAAUGUUAUCGAGAGGAAAAUUCACUCGUUCGAUGAGAUUUGCGACGAUUUCGAUUUCAUCUUUAAUUGCGCCGGAUUAGAAGCUGCGCGUUUGUGCGACGACAAGGAGUUGGUGCCUAUACGCGGACAAAUCUUACGGGUCAAAGCUCCGUGGGUCGACAAAUUCUACUACGACGACUUUGACACUUACAUAAUUCCGUCCAUAGAAGACGGUACUGUGGUGUUGGGCGGAUGCAGACAUUUCGGAAGCCAUGACGUUGCAGCACAGCAACGGGACACGGAUACGAUUUUGGAAAAUUGUAUUAGACUAGUGCCUUCACUGAAGGAAGCGUUGAAAUCCGAGUACAAAGUAUGGGUCGGUCUCAGGCCCUACCGGUCCAGAGUGCGGAUCGAGGCGGAAAAAAUUAAAAGCGCCGUGGUCAUUCAUCAUUACGGACACGGUGGAUACGGCGUGACUCUGGGACCCGGCACGGCUAAAUACGCUGUAAAACUGUUGCUUUCAUACUUGUAAUACUUGGCUUACCGCUUUGCGGUUUGUCGACUUUACAUAAUAACAAUUUAAUCCGGCUAUAAUAGCUUAUUUGGUGUUUAAACUUGGUACGCGAUGUACAUUUAUUAUAAUAAGUAAUAACACUACGUCAAUUGAUAUUUGUAUGAUAACGUCGAAUGACCUCGAUUCUGAAUAUGACCUUAAACUUGACA
Messenger RNA from Adelges cooleyi (spruce gall adelgid), 1335 nucleotides. Its product is annotated as D-aspartate oxidase-like. The record is from RefSeq and is a predicted model, not a curated record. The transcript is spliced from 7 exons. Bases 149 to 1144 code for a protein of 331 amino acids. NCBI's taxonomy places the organism in Eukaryota, Metazoa, Arthropoda, Insecta, Hemiptera, Adelgidae. Gene Ontology annotation, molecular function: FAD binding; D-amino-acid oxidase activity.